Messenger RNA from Peromyscus leucopus (white-footed mouse), 7864 nucleotides. RefSeq names its product cullin 9 (gene Cul9). Gene Ontology annotation, molecular function: zinc ion binding; ubiquitin protein ligase binding. Bases 190 to 7725 code for a protein of 2511 amino acids. The transcript has 41 exons. The record is from RefSeq and is a predicted model, not a curated record. Gene Ontology annotation, biological process: ubiquitin-dependent protein catabolic process. Lineage: Eukaryota; Metazoa; Chordata; Mammalia; Rodentia; Cricetidae. Gene Ontology annotation, cellular component: cullin-RING ubiquitin ligase complex.
GUACGCAUGCUCCAUUCCCGCGCCGUUUUGCCACGCUCGUAGUGGGCCACGGUGGGACCCGUAGCCGCCGGGCCUGUGCGUGUGCCCGGCGUGUGACCCGGAAAGGAGUUGUGGAGGAGGCGGGCCGAGCUGUGGGACCCGCUGCUGGUUGCCGGUGAGGGGCGAGCCGGGCGGGGAGAGGAGGUCAGGAUGGUAGGGGAUCGACGAGCAGGGGACCUCAUGGUCCCCUUGGGGCCCCGGCUGCAGGCGUACCCUGAAGAACUCAUUCGACAGAGACCUGGACAUGACGGACAUCCUGAAUACCUGAUCCGAUGGAGUGUCCUCAAGUGUGGGGAAGAGGGCAAAGUGAAUGUAGAGGAAGACAAGACAGAGCACCUCCUCAUGUGGCUGUCAGCUCCAGAGGUCUAUGCCAACUGCCCCAUGCUGCUGCGGGAGCAAACAUUAUCUAAAAGACCUCAGUACGAACCUGCUGGAGAGUUAGGAAGCUUCCCCCGGGAUCCAGGCGGCCUGGAUGAGUUGGCAAUGGCGGAGAUGGAGGCUGACGUGCGGGCACUGGUGCGCAGGGCCGCCAGGCAGCUGGCCGAGGGCGGGACCUCGAGCCUGACGGCCGCUGUGCUUCACACCAUCCACGUGCUCAGCGCCUAUGCGAGCAUUGGGCCUCUCACCGGAGUCUUCAGGGAGACAGGAGCCCUGGAUCUGCUUAUGCACAUGCUGUGCAAUCCGGAGCCUCAGAUCCGCCGGAGCGCAGGCAAGAUGCUGCAGGCCCUGGCGGCCCAUGACGCCGGGAGUCGGGCUCACGUCCUCCUGUCACUGGGCCAGCAAGAUGGCAUCGAGCAGCACAUGGACUUUGACAGCCGCUGCACUUUACUGGAGCUGUUUGCAGAGACCACCUCCACUGAAGAGCACUGCAUGGCCUUUGAGGGCGUCCACCUUCCUCAGAUCCCUGGAAAGCUGCUCUUCUCCCUGGUGAAGCGUUACCUGUGUGUCACCUCCCUGCUGGACCAGCUGAAUGAGAGUCCGGAGCCCGGAGCUGGAGACCGCAGCUCUCCAUGUCUCACAAAGGAGAAGAGCCGGGGACAGCGGGAGCUGGAGUUCAGUAUGGCGGUGGGCAACCUCAUUUCAGAGCUGGUGCGGAGCAUGGGCUGGGCCCGGAACCUGAGUGAACAGGGCGCUUUACCACCCCGGCCAGCCCGGUCCAUCUUUCAGCCCUGCAUCUCAGGCCUUCCGCUGUUAGUGCCCACCGCUGUCACUACCCCCAGGAAGCAAGGGCGGGUCUUCCGCCACCGUUCCGAGUUUUCUAGCCGUAGCGGCUAUGGUGAAUAUGUUCAGCAGACCGUGCAGCCCGGCAUGCGAGUUCGGAUCCUCGAUGACUAUGAGGAGAUCAGUGCUGGGGACGAGGGCGAGUUCCAGCGGAGCAACAACGGGGUGCCCCCUGUGCAGGUCUUCUGGCAGUCAACUGGCCGCACCUACUGGGUACACUGGCACAUGCUAGAGAUCCUGGGGCCUGAGGAAGCUCCUGGCAAUUCUGCUUCAGCAUCUGUGGAGAAGAGAGAAGGGGCUACCGUACUGGGCACAGCAUUUCCCUCCUGGGACUGGAGGCCUGCGUAUGGUCUGUAUCCACUGCCAUAUCUCCAGCCCGAGCCCCAGAAGGGUGAGGAGUCAGGGUACCUGACCCAGGCAGAGUGGUGGGAGCUACUUUUCUUCAUCAAGAAGCUAGACUUGUGUGAGCAGCAGCCGAUUUUCCAGAAUCUGCAUGAGAAGCUGGAUAAGGCCCUGGGUGAAAAGGCCCUAGGUGAGAUCUCUGUGCCCAUAGAGAUGGCUGAGGGGGUGCUACAGCUUCUCAGUAAUCGCUUCGAGGGCAGCAACCUCUGUGACCUGCUCAACUCCCAAAUCUACACCAAGUAUGGGCUAAUGCCUGAGGAACUGAGCAGCUUGCCUUCUUCACGGAGUCCCUCCUGUACCCCAGAGCCAGAGGAGGAGCUGAAGUCAGCAGCCAGCUCCUCAGAGGAAGAGGCCGAGUCCUGCAAGGCAAAGGCUGAGCCUGCCAGUGCAAAGACUGAGUCCCCCAAAGCACAGAGUGACUCGCAGCUCUUCAGUCAGCUUCUGGUGAUAGAGGGGAUGGCCCUGUCCCCUGAAACACAGGAGGCAGCUGCUGAGAUGGCCAGAACCUUGCGGGGUCCUGGUCCACGCGGCUCCCUGGAUCAGCAUGUGUUAGCGGUCCUGGCCACUGUGCAGCUCUCCAGCCUGGACACGAACCUGCAGCUCUCAGGGCUCUGCGCCCUCUCCCAGGCUGUGGAGGAGGCCACUGAGCGGGACCACCCUCUGGUCCGUCCUGACAGAUCGUUGAGAGAGAAGCUGGUGAAGACCCUGGUGGAGCUGCUGACCAACCAGGUGGGAGAGAAGCUGGUGGUGGUGCUGGCCCUGCGCCUCCUCUACCUGCUCAUGACCAAGCACGAAUGGCGUCCCCUCUUUGCCAGGGAGGGUGGCAUCUACGCUGUGCUGAUCUGCAUGCAAGAAUAUAAGACGUCUGUUUUGGUGCAGCAGGCAGGGCUGGCGGCACUAAAGAUGCUAGCCAUUGCCAGUUCCUCAGAGACCCCCACUUUUGUGACCAGCCGAGAUUCCACCCAACCUUUGUUUGACACCCAGAUGACCAGAGAGAUCUUUGCCAGCAUCGACUCAGCUACACGCCCAGGGUCUGAGAGCCUGCUGCUUAGUGUCCCUGCGGCUGUGGUCCUGAUGCUGAACACCGAGGGGUGCUCCUCUGCAGUGAGAAAUGGUCUGCUUCUCCUCAACCUGCUUUUGUGUAACCACCACACCCUGGGAGAGCAGCUCAUCACCCAAGAGCUGAGAGACACCUUGUUUAGGCACUCGGGGAUAGCACCGGGAACUGAGCCAAUGCCCACCACACGGACCAUUCUCAUGAUGCUGCUCAAUCGUUACUCAGAGCCUCGGGGAAGUCCUGAGCGAGCAGCAUUGGAGAGUCCAAGCAACCAGGGUCAGAGUGGGUCCCCAGAGUUACUCAUCCGAUCCCUGGUGGGAGAGCCUUCUGCGGAACUCUUCCUGGACUUGGAGCGUGUGCUGUGCCGUGAAAGCAGCCCGCAGGGUGCCGUGAGUCCCCUCCUCAAGCGCCUGCAGCAGGAGGCCCAGCCUUUCCUCCUCUUGCUGCGGACUCUAGACGCCCCUGGGCCCAACAGAGCUCUGCUGCUCACGGUCCUCAGGGUCACGGCACGACUGUUGGACUACCCCGAGGCAGUGGUCCUCCCCUGGCACGAGGUCCUGGAGCCCUGCCUCAACUGCCUGAGCGGCCCAAGCAGUGACCCUGAGAUUGUUCAGGAGCUGACCUGCUUCCUGCAUCGCCUGGCUUUGAUGCAUAAAGACUAUGCAGUAGUGCUUUGCUGCCUGGGAGCAAAAGAAGCCCUCUCCAAAGUCCUGGACAAGCACUCUGCGCAGCUCCUGCUGGCCUCUGAGCUCCGUGACCUGGUCACAGAGUGUGAGAAGUAUGCCCAGCUCUAUAGUAAACUCACCUCAAGCAUUCUGGCUGGCUGCAUUCAGAUGGUGCUGGGCCAGAUUGAAGACCACAGACGAACCUACCAACCUAUCAACAUCCCCUUCUUUGAUGUGUUCCUCAGGCAUCUCUGCCAGGGCUCCAGUGUGGAAGUGAAGGAAGACAAGUGCUGGGAGAAGGUGGAGGUGUCCUCCAACCCCCACCGGGCCAGCAAGCUGACGGACCGCAACCCCAAGACCUACUGGGAGUCCAAUGGCAGCACUGGCUCCCACUCCAUCACCUUGCACAUGCACCGUGGUGUUCUUAUUAGGCAGCUGACUCUGCUUGUGGCCAGUGAGGAUUCAAGUUACAUGCCAGCCAGGGUGGUAGUGUUUGGGGGUGACAGCGUCAGCUGCAUCAGCACCGAACUUAACACGGUGAACGUGAUGCCCUCUGCCAGCCGAGUAACCCUCCUGGAGAACUUGAACCGCUUCUGGCCCAUCAUCCAGAUCCGCAUAAAGCGCUGCCAGCAGGGCGGCAUCGACACCCGGGUCCGGGGUGUGGAGGUGCUGGGCCCCAAGCCCACUUUCUGGCCGUUGUUCCGGGAGCAGCUCUGUCGACGCACUUGCCUCUUCUACACGAUUCGGGCACAAGCCUGGAGCCGGGACAUAGCCGAGGACCGCCAGCGCCUCCUCCAGCUCUGUCCCAGACUGAACAGAGUUUUGCGCCAUGAACAGAAUUUUGCUGACCGCUUCCUCCCUGAUGAUGAGGCCGCCCAAGCACUGGGCAAGACCUGCUGGGAGGCACUGGUCAGCCCCCUGGUGCAGAACAUCACGUCUCCCGAUGCUGAGGGUGUGAGUUCCCUGGGAUGGCUGCUGGACCAGUACCUGGCGCACAGGGAGGAUAUGCCCAGCACCCGAGGUCGAGCAGCAUCCUUUGCUUCCCGAGUCCGGCGCCUGUGCCACUUGUUGGUGCACGUGGAACCCCCUCCUGGGCCUGCUCCUGAGCCGGCCACGCAGCCCCUCGGCAAGAACAGUAAGAGUCAGGACGGAAGCCCCACGCCCUCGCCAGUCCUCCCCAGCAGCAGCCUCAGGAACAUCACCCAGUGCUGGCUGAGCGUGGUGCAGGACCAGGUCAGCAGAUUCCUGGCUGCGGCCUGGCGGGCCUCAGACUUCGUGCCUCGGUACUGUACUCUGUACGAGCGCUUGCAGAGAGCCGGCUCGGAGCUGUUCGGGCCUCGGGCGGCCUUCACCCUGGCUCUGCGCAGCGGCUUCUCUGGCGCCCUGCUACAACAGUCCUUCCUCACUGCCGCUCACAUGAGUGAGCAGUUUGCUAGGCACAUCGACGAACAAAUCCAGGGUGGUUUGCUCGGUGGAGUCUCUGGAGUGGAGAUGCUGGGGCAGCUUCAGCGGCACCUGGAGCCCAUCAUGGUCCUUUCUGGCCUAGAGCUGGCCACGACGUUUGAGCAUUUCUACCAGCAUUACAUGGCUGACCGACUCCUGAGCGUGGGCUCGAGCUGGCUGGAGGGGGCCGUGCUGGAGCAGAUUGGCCUCUGCUUCCCGAACCGCCUCCCCCAGCUGAUGCUGCAGAGCCUGCGCACCUCGGAGGAGCUGCAGCGCCAGUUCCACGUUUACCAGCUCCAGCAGCUCGACAGGCAGCUCUUGGAGCAGGAGGACCAGGAGGAAUGGAGGCCUGAGGAAGUGGAGGAAGAAGACAGGGGACAGGAGCCUGAAAAGGAGCUCUGUAUAGAAGACGCGGGUCCGGAAGUGUCUGUCCUGGUCCUGUCCCCACGCUGCUGGCCCGUCUCUCCACUCUGCUUCCUGCACGAACCCAGACAGCACCUUCCCACAGACCUCUGCGAUGCCCUUGAGCGCUUCUCCAGUUUCUACAGUCACAGUCAGAACUACCCAGUCUUGGACAUGGGGCCACAUCGGCGACUUCAGUGGACAUGGCUGGGCCGUGCUGAGCUGCAGUUUGGGGACCAGACCCUGCAUGUGUCCACAGUGCAGAUGUGGCUGCUGCUGUAUUUCAACCAGACUGAGGAGGUAUCAGUAGAGAUCCUGCUGAAGACUUCCGACCUCUCCCCAGAGCUUCUGCACCAGGCGCUUCUGCCCCUUAUCGCUGACAAUGGUCCUUUGACACUGGAGGAGGCUCAGAACUUCCCCCAGGCGGGGAUGCUGCGGCUUCGUGAGCCUAGGUCCCAGCCCCGUGAAGAGGUCCUGUGGCUGAUACCUCCCCAGACCUAUUUCAGUGUAGAGAAGGAUGAGGGCCGGACCUUGGAGCAGAAGAGGAACCUCUUGAGCUGUCUUCUUGUCCGGAUACUCAAAGCCCAUGGGGAGAAAGGCCUCCACAUUGAUCAGCUGGUUUGUCUGGUGCUGGAGGCCUGGCGGAAGGGUCCAAAUCCCCCCGGGAGCCUGGGCCGCGCUGUUGCAGGGGGUGUGGCCUGUUCCAGCACUGAUGUUCUCUCUUGCAUCCUGCAUCUCCUGGGCCAGGGCUAUGUGGAACGGCGUGACGACCGGCCCCAGGUCCUGAUAUAUGCUACCCCAGAGCCCAUGGGACCCUGCCGGGGUCAGGCAGAUGUCCCCUUUUGUGGCAGCCAGAACACUGAGACCUCCAAACCUAGCCCAGAAGCGAUGUUGGCCCUGGCAUCUCUACAGCUGCCUGCAGGCCGCACCAUGAGUCCCCAGGAGGUGGAAGGGCUGAUGGAGCAGACGGUGCGGCAGGUGCAGGAGACGCUGAACCUGGAGCCUGACGUAGCCCGGCACCUUCUGGCCCAUUCCCACUGGGGCACCGAGCAGCUGCUUCAGAGCUACAGUGACGACCCAGAGCCCCUGCUGCUUGCAGCCGGGCUGCGAGUACCCCAGGCCCAGGUGGUCCCGACGCGUCCUGACCACUGCCCAGUCUGCAUCAGCCCCCUAGGACCCCAUGACGACUCGCCGUCCCUCUGCUGCCUGCACUGCUGCUGUAAGUCUUGCUGGAACGAGUACCUGACGACUCGGAUCGAACAGAACUUUGUGCUGAACUGUACCUGCCCCAUUGCCGACUGCCCUGCCCAGCCCACGGGAGCCUUCAUCCGUGACAUUGUCUCCUCUCCAGAGGUCAUCUCCAAGUAUGAGAAGGCCCUCCUGCGAUGCUAUGUGGAGAGCUGUUCCAACCUGACAUGGUGCACCAACCCCCAGGGCUGUGAUCGCAUCCUGUGCCGCCAGGGCCUGGGCAGCGGGACCACCUGCUCUAAGUGUGGCUGGGCCUCUUGCUUCAGCUGUAACUUCCCUGAGGCACACUAUCCUGCCAGCUGCGGCCACAUGUCCCAGUGGGUCGAUGAUGGCGGCUACUAUGACGGCAUGAGUGUGGAGGCGCAGAGCAAACACCUGGCCAAGCUCAUCUCCAAACGCUGCCCCAGCUGUCAGGCGCCCAUCGAGAAGAAUGAGGGGUGUCUGCACAUGACCUGCGCCAGAUGUAACCAUGGCUUCUGCUGGCGCUGCCUCAAGUCCUGGAAGCCAAGCCACAAGGACUACUACAACUGCUCCGCCAUGGUGAGCAGAGCCGCCCGCCAGGAGAAGCGGUUCCAGGACUAUAACGAGAGGUGCACUUUCCACCACCGGGCCCGGGAGUUUGCUGUGAACCUGCGGAACCAGGCCGCUGCCAUCCACGAGGUGCCGCCACCCAAAUCCUUCACCUUCCUCCACGACGCCUGCCGGGCCCUUGAGCAGGCUCGCAAGGUGCUGGCCUACUCCUGUGUCUACAGCUUCUACAGCCAGGACACAGAGUACAUGGAUGUGGUGGAGCAGCAGACGGAGAACCUGGAGCUGCACACCAACGCCCUGCAGAUCCUCCUCGAGGAGACGCUGCUGCGGUGCCGGGACCUGGCCUCCGCCCUGCGCCUCCUUCGGCCGGAUUGCCUGAGCACAGGCACGGAGCUGCUCCGGAGGAUCCAGGAGAGGCUGCUGGCCAUCCUGCAGCACUCCACCCAGGACUUCCGGGUUGGACUGCAGAGCCCAUCGGCCGAGGCUCGGGAGGUGAAAGGAUCCAACGUGCCCAGCGAUCAGCCCCAGGGCUCCGCAGGGCUGGAAGCGGACGAGGAGGAGGAAGAGGAAGAGGAGGGGGAUGUGCCCGAGUGGCAGCAUGAGUUUGAUGAGGAACUGGACAACGACAGCUUCUCCUACGAUGAGGAGUCUGAGAACCUGGACCGCGAGACUUUCUUCUUCGGCGAUGAGGAUGACGACGAUGAGUCCUAUGACUGAGGGGCAGGAAACACCUGAGCUGCCCCACCAGGCAGGGCCACAGGGCUGGGGAGUCCGCCCCCCUCUGCCAUGGGGGGGGUCCCAGUGUGUGCAGCAGCGCCUUCUGUUGACUGAAUAAACCUCUUUUUUCACAUACUUC